This is a messenger RNA of Gadus chalcogrammus (walleye pollock), 2509 nucleotides long. It is a transcript of the gene sptssb, whose product is annotated as serine palmitoyltransferase, small subunit B. The record is from RefSeq and is a predicted model, not a curated record. Gene Ontology annotation, biological process: endoplasmic reticulum organization; ceramide biosynthetic process. Gene Ontology annotation, cellular component: serine palmitoyltransferase complex. NCBI's taxonomy places the organism in Eukaryota, Metazoa, Chordata, Actinopteri, Gadiformes, Gadidae. The transcript is spliced from 3 exons. Gene Ontology annotation, molecular function: serine C-palmitoyltransferase activity. Bases 2253 to 2495 code for a protein of 80 amino acids.
GUCCAGACCCCCCGUGGAGAGCGAUACGGAUGACGAGGGCGCGCCCUGCAUCUCUCUGAUGGAGAUGCUGGAGGACAUGACCCUGGCUGACGCCACGGGGGGAGAGGGCGCCGACAUGAUGACGGACUAGCCCCGCCCCACUCUGACGGGACGGGGGACGGGGGGCUCGCUUCAUCUCAUCUGUGUGGCUCCCUGGAGGAAGCGAUGCCUCCUGUCCCCGGUGUCUCCCACCCAAUCUGGCAGCACCGCCUUUCUCCUGGACGUUCAGAGGUGCUUCAGUGCUGCUGACGCUCGGUCACUGUGCCGCUAGGGUGUCUCGUGUUCACCGUACUCCUCACCCCCCCCUGCUGGGCAAAGCAGGUAACUGCACGUCCGGUUCCUUCGAGGGACACGAGCUGUGUGGAACUACAUUUGAAUAAGUCAUUUACCUACUAUCCCUAUACCCAAAUAAAUAUAAAUAAAUAUUUACCCUACUGCGUGUUUGCGCUGUGAGUUUGUGAAGGCCGAUGACGUGGCGAGGGAACGGCGCUCAUCGCCUCAGAAGUAUCUGGGGUCCCCCGGCGUGGGGGGUCCCGGGACCUGGGUCCGUGUUACCGGGGCGCCCCCGGUUCCUUUGGGGGGGCACCAGGGCUGUACCUUGUUAUUGAUAUCUUUCAACAGUCAUCUGUUACACUGAGUAGUGAGUGAAUGUGGUAUCUGGGUCCCAAUCAAUUUUGAUAUCUUAUGAUUAUUGAAAACUAGGUGAAAUAAUAAAACUGUGGACCCCGUGUUGGACCGUCUUGGACCACAGCUCUACUGUAGAUAAUACUGUAUACAGUAGAGUUAACACCUCUGUACUGUUCAAACCUCUGUAGUGUAGACUCCACAGUAGUGUUUACACUGUUUUAAUUUGGUUCUCCUGGGAAUAGUCAUUGCGCUCCUCUGCAACACGCUACAUCCACAACGAGGGAGAGCAGAUUGUAUGAAUCUUCAUACAAUGUAGUCUUUCUCUAAGCAGUUUCUGGUUCAUUUACAUGCUGGCAGUCAAAUUACAUGUAGGUAUUGUUUGCAAAGUGAGUUAGUAAAAGGAUUAUUAUCGAGACUUAUUUAAUAUUUUUAGAAAUCUUUUGCGAGCCAACAAUUGAGAACCUCCUAUGAGCCAAGUGCGGCGAGCUGGAACAACCACUAAGUGUCACUGUUGCUUACCUGCACUUCUGAACCGAGUCUGAACCGUUACUAUGCCAAAGUCAUGGCAAUAUCCACUGUAAACAAUAUGCCUCCAUCCAACCUAAAUUCAGAUUAUAAUUGAAAAUGAAUUGAAUUUCAAAUAAGUUUGCAAUUUAUGAGGAUAAUUGAGAGAACAUCAGGCGUGCGCAGAAGCUGAGACACCAAAGCAUCUUCUCGACCUACAGAAAGUAUCUGCUUAGUUAUCUCCUUCAGUUGGGUGAAUGCGUCAUGAAUCGAUAUCAGUCCGGGGGAAACCGGUUUACUUAUGUUCACGGUUUUCAGAUGUACAGUAGGCCUAUGCGUGGUUAUCGGUGCGAGUGUGUCGCGGUCACCCUCUGACCCGGGUCAUCUCACAGGCAGGACUUGAUUGCACCCUUCCAGAUACGACAACACAUUCUUACAGAUAACCCAGCGUGGAGAACUUCAAGGCUGUUCAUUCGGUGUUUGUUUUCCUGUGGACAACCGCGUCAUUAUAGCGACCGAUGGGAAUGUAACAGUUUCUAUUAGACUUUUAAUGAAUGAAAAGUGUUGAACAUGCAUCGUGUUGCUGUUAAUUUCUUCUUCGAGAAAUCACGCCUUCAGAAACACUUGUUUGUUUUAAAAAAAAAAACGUACAUUAGGCUCCUUAAAUCACAUGGCGUCUGCGUGCCCCUGACGUGAGGGGUGGGCGUGGCGUGAUGCUACUUCAUACACCAGUAGUAGUGACCUGCGUCCAGAAGACCUGCUCCAGCUUUAGACACCAGCACAGACUGGCCGUGACUCGUGACCAGACCUGCCCCUGCUGCACACACCAGCAACAGACUGGUGCAGACGUACAGCGGGCCCGCUGUUUCCACUGAUCCCAGACCGAGAAGAACCAUAGCCACCGUCUGAUGCACCUGUGUUACACUUGCUUGCCACGCCCCCUGUACUGGGCCACGGCGUCUGUCGAGGUCACACCCAGACCGAACACACAUGGGUCCCGGGUCGAAUCCCGACGGACACCUGUCGGACCCUUGACUGUGUGAGCCCACGUGGGUUCCGUGGGAGCUGUAUCUUCGCUCUGGAUGGCCCUCCAGACCCUCCAGACCCACCUGGCCUGGCUGUACUACCAGUACCUGCUGGUGACGGGUGUGUACGUGCUGGAGCCAUGGGAGCGCGCCCUCUUCUCCUCCGUGCUGCUCUCGGCGGCGGCCAUGAUGGGCUACACCUCCUACGUCUUCCUGCCCGUCCACCUGCGCCUGGCACUGCACUUCUUCUCCGGCGUGUUCGGCGGGCAGGCGGAGAGCGCCGUGACGCUCAUGAUCUGAGAGGAGGAGGAGGG